This is a messenger RNA of Neodiprion virginianus, 1348 nucleotides long. RefSeq names its product protein SGT1 homolog (gene Sgt1). Lineage: Eukaryota; Metazoa; Arthropoda; Insecta; Hymenoptera; Diprionidae. The transcript is spliced from 9 exons. Bases 190 to 1194 code for a protein of 334 amino acids. Gene Ontology annotation, molecular function: protein-folding chaperone binding. Gene Ontology annotation, biological process: protein stabilization. The record is from RefSeq and is a predicted model, not a curated record.
GUUGGCAACGCUGCAACUAAUCCGUGUCAUGUUUUUUUCGAGAAGAAACCAGUACUUGAUACCAGCGAGCCACAUUCAUAUUUCGUUAGUUAUCGCCUUUCAUAGCGUUCCUAGUCGUCUGUGAAUUUUGAAUUGUAAUUAAGGUGGUAGAUCGUUCCUAAAUGCAAGGUCAAUCAAUGGCCAACGGAGAUGCUCCGGUUACAAACGGAAAGCCAGCUGUGCAUAUCGGGGCCUAAAAUUAAGUACGAUUGGUAUCAGACCGAAACUCAUGUCGUUGUGACGAUUCUUGCGAAACAUUCACAGGACGUAAAAGUUGAAUAUGGCGAGAGGACGCUCAGUGUAUCGGCAAAACUUCCAUCUGGAAAUGAAUACAGCUUAGAGCUUGAUUUGGCACAUCACCUCGUCACUGAGCAAUGCUCAUACAAAGUUGCCCCCUCAAAAAUAGAAAUCAAGUUGAAGAAACGUGAUGGUCUGAGAUGGACAGUCCUUGAAGGUAAUCCAGAAAUCGAGGACACAAUUCAACCGAUACCACGGGAAUUUCUACAGGCUGAUCAUCCUCCAAAAUAUCCAAGCUCAAGUAAAAAGUCCAAGGACUGGGACAAAAUGGAGAAAGAAAUUGCUAAACAAGAGGAGGAGGAAAAGCCUGAAGGGGAGGCUGCUCUGAACACCCUUUUUCAAAAAAUUUACGGAGAUGGUUCCGAUGAAGUUAGACGUGCCAUGAACAAGUCCUUUCAAGAAUCUGGUGGAACGGUAUUAAGUACAAAUUGGGAAGAGGUUGCUAAAAAACAAGUGGAAAGAAAACCUCCUGAUGGCAUGGAAUGGAAAAAGUGGGACGAUUAUUGUGAAUACGACUACGAAAUCGAGGACACAAUUCAACCGAUACCACGGGAAUUUCUACAGGCUGAUCAUCCUCCAAAAUAUCCAAGCUCAAGUAAAAAGUCCAAGGACUGGGACAAAAUGGAGAAAGAAAUUGCUAAACAAGAGGAGGAGGAAAAGCCUGAAGGGGAGGCUGCUCUGAACACCCUUUUUCAAAAAAUUUACGGAGAUGGUUCCGAUGAAGUUAGACGUGCCAUGAACAAGUCCUUUCAAGAAUCUGGUGGAACGGUAUUAAGUACAAAUUGGGAAGAGGUUGCUAAAAAACAAGUGGAAAGAAAACCUCCUGAUGGCAUGGAAUGGAAAAAGUGGGACGAUUAGACAAUUCAAAAAUAUACUUGAAACAUAAAUUUAAUGGACACAAAAAAAAAAUACCAAUGAAAGAUUUCUUUUUUUUACAAAAAUGGGUCGCUGCAUGAGAUGGGCAAACAAAAAAUUCAAAAAUUAACAAUUAAACGUAUAUUUAAAGUGCACA